This is a messenger RNA of Perkinsus marinus ATCC 50983, 635 nucleotides long. RefSeq names its product aldehyde-dehydrogenase, putative. The record is from RefSeq and is a predicted model, not a curated record. NCBI's taxonomy places the organism in Eukaryota, Perkinsozoa, Perkinsida, Perkinsidae. The annotation marks the transcript as partial. The transcript has 5 exons. Gene Ontology annotation, molecular function: lactaldehyde dehydrogenase (NAD+) activity.
AUGGCUGCGCUCCCGGCAUUUCAACGAAAGAGAAUCCUCCAGCAUUGCGUGGAAAGGUUCCGAGACAGAGCUGAGGAGCUGGCCUACUGUCUGUGUGUGGAGGCUGGUAAACCUAUUGUGGAUUCUCGCCUGGAGGUCUUGCGCCUCAUCGACACCUUCUCAAUUGCCGCUGAGGAGACUACCCGCAUGUCCGGCGAGUGGAGUAGCAUGGAGACAUCCGAGAGAUAUCGGGGCCUCCAGCAAAUCUAUAAGCGGGUCCCCAAAGGCGCCGUGUCCAUGAUUACGCCAUUUAAUUUCCCUCUCAACCUCGCCGCUCAUAAGAUAGCUCCUGCGAUUGCUGUUGGGUGUCCAUUUGUACUGAAGCCGGCCAGUGCCACUCCGUUGGGCUCAUUGAUAAUAGGCGAGGUUCUUGCUGAGUGCUCGGACCUUCCCAAAGAGGCCUUCUCUAUAAUACCCUGCUCGAGGCAAGAUGGAGAUCCUCUUACGACUGACGACCGAUUCAAGUUGCUCUCGUUUACUGGCAGUCCAAGUGUUGGAUGGGAUAUGAAGUCGAGGGCUGGAAAGAAAGGGGUAGUGCUUGAGCUUGGCGGUAAUGCUGCUGGUAUAGUAGACUGUAUACCACAUGAAGGGCUAGA